Mesorhabditis spiculigera is the source of this 276-nucleotide messenger RNA. Lineage: Eukaryota; Metazoa; Nematoda; Chromadorea; Rhabditida; Rhabditidae. The record is from the annotation of a GenBank genome assembly.
AUGGGAAACGGUGAAGCCUCCGUGGCUGCCGCCGAAACAGACGACUUUUCUCUGCUCUGCUACUCGAUUUCGAGAGCGGCCAUCGGCGUGCACUUCACGACGGCGGUCGCCGUGAACCUCUACGACCUUGACGGAUGGGACCAGUGGACGGACGGACGAGCCCGGCUCCCGGAGCGCGAAGCGCGCAACGGCCGAAUUGGAACGGAAAGCACGGAUUCGCCCAGCUCAUUAACAGCCGACAAGACGAUGCACCUGUCGAGGAGCACAAGGCGCUGC